This is a messenger RNA of Coccinella septempunctata (seven-spotted ladybird), 1216 nucleotides long. RefSeq lists its product as uncharacterized. Bases 103 to 1191 code for a protein of 362 amino acids. NCBI's taxonomy places the organism in Eukaryota, Metazoa, Arthropoda, Insecta, Coleoptera, Coccinellidae. The transcript has a single exon. The record is from RefSeq and is a predicted model, not a curated record.
GGCUACAAAUACCUUUACCUUCAACAAGCGGAGUCAUAAUAAUUUCGCCUUCAGUACAUUAACAUCAAGACGAAUACUUUCAUCCAACAGUUCAGUUGCGCCAUGACAAACACUCCGUUCGUUAUAUUUCUCUUUGUUGUGGCUACAGUGACUGCAAAAAUAUAUAAGAAAUGUGAACUAGCCAAAGAACUGAAAUACAAGUACGAGUUUGAUCUUAAAGAGAUACCGGUGUGGGUGUGUAUCGCUAAACACGAGUCGAAUUUCAACACAACCGCAGUGAAUAGAGGCAGUGGUGACCAUGGAUUGUUUCAAAUCAGUGACCUCUAUUGGUGCGAUACGCAACGCCAAGGACGAGCUUGUUAUGCUCAAUGCAAGUUUUUUGAAGACGAUGACAUAAGUGAUGAUAUUGAGUGUGUCAAAACAAUUUACGAAGAACACGAAAGGAUUUCGGGGAAUGGAUUCGAUGCCUGGGUUGUGUAUUCCCAUUUCUGUAAGGAUAAGAAUUCAACAUACCUUGAAGAGUGCUUUCAUCCAGUGGGAACCAACGUAUCUAAAAACAAUUUUCAUAAUGCUUCUGAAGGGUUGGACGGAAAAAGAAGGGAAGAAGAAAUUAUUUCAACAAUUCCUAAAGUUAUGGCAUCCGUAACAAAUACAGUAACGCAGUCGACCCCAGUAUCUUCCCAUAAAAUCGAACCAAAUGAUGAUAAAGCUCCAUCAAAGAUUAUCUUCACCAGUCUUGGGUAUUUUAUUUCGAAAACAAGUCCGAGUAUUGAUUUGCAAAAUUUGAAAAUUUCCAUACCUACACAAUCAAUUAAGACGUCAACUUCUUUCCCGAGGAAUUAUAAAUCGUCAACUACCUCUCAUUCAUCAACCACCGUAAGUUAUCGCCCCGCAGAGCACAAAAGUCAUAAACACUUCAGAGUCGGUCUUGAAAAGAAUACUGUAAAAUUACAGUCCUCUGGUCAUAUUUUCCAGGGAAUUUCCUUCUCGCGAGAUGCACUCGGUCAACAUAAAACAGGAAGGAAUACGACAUGGAGUUUUAGAGAAAAUAAAACUCCGAGAGUCUCAUUUCUACAGAAUCGAUUAGCCAAGAAAAGAUCGCAAGACGAGAUUAUACAAGAAAUAAAAUUAGGAGAGAUGUACUCAUUUCAGAGAACUAGAGGGGGAGGAUUCCAACUGAGGUUAAUAUGAGCCAUUUUAAUUGGGUGUGGAAUAA